Plodia interpunctella (Indianmeal moth) is the source of this 2231-nucleotide messenger RNA. RefSeq names its product facilitated trehalose transporter Tret1-like. The transcript is spliced from 9 exons. Gene Ontology annotation, molecular function: transmembrane transporter activity. Gene Ontology annotation, biological process: transmembrane transport. Lineage: Eukaryota; Metazoa; Arthropoda; Insecta; Lepidoptera; Pyralidae. Bases 431 to 2017 code for a protein of 528 amino acids. The record is from RefSeq and is a predicted model, not a curated record. Gene Ontology annotation, cellular component: membrane.
CAAUACUGACCAGUCGGCCCCGCGACCCAUAGCCGUCCGCUCGGCUUUAUUUCAUAAAAGUGUUCGUAAAAUAGUGAACGAAGGCUACGUCUCAAAGUGCUCUUAUGUCAAAUUAUUAGUUUUAUAUGACGCUGCCUUGAUUAGUUUUUAGUUAAACACAGCUAAAUAACAAUUUUUUUAGGUAGAUGUCAUUAUAUUAUAAGUUAUCAAUGGAGCGAAAUAUAAUUUGUGUAUUUUGUAAAAUCUAAAUCACCCAAUAACUUAGACAUUAACAACAAUAACAAAGAUAAAAUAUUUAUAAUGUUUAUUUUAACUGUAUUAAGUGCACUAUAGUGCUAUCUAAAAAGUGUGUGGGACAAUAACGCAUCGUUCUUGUGCGCGUGGACGUCUGUGCCUAAACAUUUUAAAAGUUUUUAUUAACUUUUUAAAAAUGGCGAAUCAAGUGCACGAAGGUCGCAAAACAGUGAGCCGUGGACGAGUAGUUUUGUCACAGGUGUUAGCAUGCCUGGCGCUGGACUUCCUCCUGAUAGGAUUAGGGAUGUCGAUCAGCUUCGUCACCAUGGUGCUCCCUGAAGUGAUGGACGCUAAGGAAGGGCUCUCCAUCACCAAGAAACAAGCUUCGUGGUUUGGUAGCCUGGCCUUCCUCUGCCAACCACUAGGCAGUCUGUUCUCCGGGCCACUUCUCGACCACUUCGGGCGAAAAAAGGCCUUAUUCCUAGUAAACAUACCGCACGUAAUCGCAUGGGUGCUCAUGUACUAUGCGUGGGACGUGCCGUCAUUGUUCAUAGGAAAUGCUCUGUUGGGGAUUGGCACGGGCAUUAUGGAAGCGCCUUCAGUCACUUAUGUGGGAGAAGUCAGCGAUCCGCGUCUCCGAGGGCUCCUGACAACCCUGACGAACAUGUUUACUUCAGCAGGCAUGUUCAUAGCCUACCUCCUCGGAACUGUGCUGAGCUGGCGACAGGCCGCGCUGGUGGCACUCACAAUACCUCUCACUACCAUGUUCUUAGUAUUAUUCGUGCCUGAAACUCCUAUAUGGCUACUAUCAAAAGGUCGCCAGAAAGAGGCCCUACGCUCCCUCUGUCGCCUCCGAGGUUGGGUCGAACCAGAAGAUGUUAAAGAAGAGUUCGACACACUCAUACACUACAAUGACGUCACACAUCAAUGCGUCAUAUGCAUGAAGGACGAGAAAGACGAGAAAGAAUUGCAGUCAUGUGAACACGUAAAUGCAAAACUGAUUAAAAGAAUAGCGUUGAAGUUCAAGCAUGUCUUAUUUGUAAAAGAAACGAUGAGACCGUUCGCGUUGGUGAUGGCCUAUUUUAUGUUUCACACGAUGAGCGGAUUAGCCCCAGUGAAACCGAAUAUGGUGAAUUUGUGUUCCGCAUUAGGAAUGAAAUAUGAUGCUAAGACUGUUGUGGUCUUCAUCGGAGCUACAGCAAUCUUCAUGAACAUCCUCUCGGCCAUCACAGUCAAAGCUAUCGGCAAACGAAAACUAGUUUUAGGGGCAUUGCUCGGCACAUCAUUUUGCAGUCUCGGCAUCAGUGUUUACGCCGGUACCAGUCUACCGAGUGACGUGUUCUCGUAUGAAGCUCAUACGUUCCCGAAGAGAGGGGAAGUGCUCCCUGUGGUGCUCUUUAUGGCACUGGUCUGUUUCACCAGCUUGGGGAUCCCUUGGGUACUACUGUCUGAAGUCUUUCCAUUCAGGAGUCGCGGUGUGGCGACGGGUUUUGCAGCCGCACUAAGCUACGUCAUCUACUUCCUUUCUUCCAAAACUAACUACAACCUCGAAGCCGCCUUCCAUCUUACUGGAACUUUCACCAUUUACGCCAUUUUUGGCUUUGUUGGCACAAUUUAUCUAUAUUUCUUCUUGCCAGAAACCGAAUCUAAAACUUUAGUAGAAAUUGAAGCUUUGUACAAAGGCGAAAAGAGAAUUUUCGCAAAUGAUUUCCUUAUAAAUGCCAUAUUAAAUAAAAAAGGAAGUAUUAAUAAUGGUGCUGAUAAACCUAUGCUAGUCAAAUAGUUAAAGUGUGAUAUUGAAAUAAGUAUACGGUAAUAUUAUUAAUAUAUUAUAGAUUAAUUUAAUAAAUCCAGGUUAAUAAAUGAAAACUACUAAAUUAGUUCAAUUGAUAGGAUUAAAUUGUGUACCAACUAUAAUAUCUACCUCCGUAAUCAAGUACAAGUCUAAGUUUAUGAUUAACAUUUACCUAAGUUAAUUAAAUGACAUAAAUAAUGCA